This is a messenger RNA of Penicillium daleae, 2244 nucleotides long. It is a transcript of the gene cat1, whose product is annotated as catalase catB. Gene Ontology annotation, molecular function: catalase activity; heme binding. Gene Ontology annotation, biological process: response to oxidative stress; hydrogen peroxide catabolic process. Gene Ontology annotation, cellular component: cytosol. Lineage: Eukaryota; Fungi; Ascomycota; Eurotiomycetes; Eurotiales; Aspergillaceae. The record is from RefSeq and is a predicted model, not a curated record. The coding region runs from base 1 to 2244 and encodes 747 amino acids. The transcript is spliced from 4 exons.
AUGCGUGGACUUGCCCUCCUCACGGGCCUCGUUGGCAUUGCCAAUGCUGCCUGUCCUUACAUGACGGGCGAGGCAUCUGGGCUGAUUCGUCGUGACGAUGGAGAUGCCGCUGAAGGCACCGAAGAAUUUUUGUCCAACUUUUACUUGAAAGACGAGGACGUUUUCAUGACCUCGGAUGUUGGCGGUCCCAUCGAAGACCAGAACAGCUUGAAGGCUGGAGAGCGUGGGCCGACUCUGCUGGAGGAUUUCAUUUUCCGCCAGAAAAUUCAACGCUUUGAUCAUGAACGAGUUCCCGAACGUGCCGUCCAUGCCCGUGGUGCCGGUGCCCACGGCGUAUUCACUUCCUACGGUGACUGGUCGAAUAUCACCGCUGCUUCCUUCCUCUCUGCGAAGGAUAAAGAGACCCCGGUCUUCGUUCGCUUCUCGACUGUUGCUGGAAGUCGUGGAAGUGCUGACACGGCUCGUGAUGUCCAUGGCUUUGCAACUCGCUUCUAUACCGAUGAAGGAAACUUUGAUAUCGUUGGCAACAACAUUCCCGUUUUCUUCAUUCAGGAUGCGAUCAAAUUCCCCGACUUGAUUCACGCCGUGAAGCCUCGCGGCGACAAUGAGAUCCCGCAAGCGGCGACUGCGCACGACUCUGCUUGGGAUUUCUUCAGUCAACAGCCGAGUGCUUUGCAUACGCUUUUGUGGGCGAUGGCUGGCCACGGCAUCCCCCGAUCAUUCCGUCACCUGGACGGCUUUGGUGUGCACACCUUCCGCCUGGUCACCGAGGAUGGUGAAUCCAAGCUGGUUAAAUUCCACUGGAAGGGCCUUCAGGGCAAGGCCAGCCUUGUGUGGGAGGAGGCACAGCGGGUGUCUGGCAAGAAUGCGGACUUUAUGCGUCAGGAUUUGUAUGAUGCUAUCAACGCUGGUCGCUAUCCAGAGUGGGAGCUCGGUGUUCAAAUCAUGGAUGAAGAUGAUCAACUGAAGUUUGGAUUUGACCUUCUUGACCCGACCAAGAUUGUUCCCGAAGAAUACGUGCCCGUCACCAAGCUGGGCAACAUGCAGCUGAAUCGGAACCCCAAGAACUACUUCGCUGAGACCGAACAAGUCAUGGUACGUCUGUCGCUCCUUAAUACCAUUUUGCCACUGCUGACAAUCGGCGAUCAGUUCCAACCCGGUCACAUCGUUCGUGGUGUCGACUUCACGGAGGAUCCUCUCCUCCAAGGCCGCCUCUUCUCCUAUCUGGACACUCAACUCAACCGAAAUGGCGGCCCCAAUUUUGAACAGAUCCCCAUCAACCGCCCUCGCAUCCCCAUUCACAAUAACAACCGCGACGGCGCUGGCCAGAUGUUUAUCCCCCUCAACCCGAACGCCUACACUCCCAACACGCUGAACAACGGCUCCCCGAAACAGGCCAAUCAAACCGUUGGCAACGGCUUCUUCACUACGCCCAGUCGCACAACGAGCGGAAAGCUGCUUCGUGCCGUCAGCUCUACCUUCGAAGAUGUCUGGUCACAGCCACGCCUUUUCUGGAACUCGCUCGUGCCCGCGGAGAAGCAAUUCGUUGUGGACGCAAUGCGCUUCGAGAAUGCCAACGUCAUGAGCUCCGUCGUCCGCAACAACGUCAUCAUCCAGCUCAACCGAAUCAGCAAUGACCUUGCCAAGCGCGUCGCCGAGGCGAUCGGUGUUGAGGCACCCGACCCCGACCCGACAUACUACCAUGACAACACCACGGCGAAUAUUGGUGCGUUUGGACAGAGAUUGCUUAGGCUGGAUGGACUGAAGGUGGGCGUUCUCGCCUCCGUUUCGAAUGAGUCCUCUAUCGCCCAAGGAGCCGAGCUUCAGAGCCAGCUCAAGGAGGUCGGUGUGGACGUGGUUGUCGUUGGUGAGCGACUGGCGACUGGCGUGAACCAAACAUACUCGGCAACCGAUGCCGUCAACUUUGACGCUGUGAUUGUUGCAGAUGGCGCCGAGGGGUUAUUCGCCUCCAGCUCGUUUACUGCGUUGCCCACAGCCGAGGCUUCGGGCACGACCUCGUUGUACCCGGCCGGUCGACCCUUGGAGAUUCUCGUUGAUGCAUUUCGUUUCGGCAAGCCCGUGGGUACCUUGGGUCAGGGCGUCCUUGCGCUGGAUGAUGCGCAGAUUUCUUCUGAUCGGGACGGCGUGUACCUCGCUGACGCAGUAGAUGAGGAUUUCGGCAAUCAUAUCAAGGAGGGGCUGGUCACGUACAAAUUCUUGGAUCGAUUUGCGUUGGACGCGUAG